Molecule: messenger RNA, 1016 nt
Organism: Notechis scutatus (mainland tiger snake)
Lineage: Eukaryota; Metazoa; Chordata; Lepidosauria; Squamata; Elapidae
Source: RefSeq, a predicted model, not a curated record
AUGCCGGGACCCCACCCGGGGGACAGAGCGUGUCCCUUGACCUUGGUUGCCGGUGGCGGGAAGGACGCUCGGCAGGAAAACAACAGGAUGUCUCUCGGCCCGAGGCCCAGCGAGCGACUGCGAAAGGGGGGGAACGAGAGCGAAAGCCCGCCUCGUUUUGCCAGGCGUGUCAUUGGGUAUAAAGGGGUGCCCGCCUGGCCUGGCACCUUUGCAUCUCUCUUUGGGAACGGUGGCAAGGCCAGCAGGGUUGUGUACGUCUGUUGCCCGCCCGACAUCUUCCGUGGCCUGAUGCUCCAGGCGCACCGGGAAGGGCUGACCGCCGGCGAGUAUGCCUUCUUCUACAUGGACCUCUUCGGGAGCAGCCUCCAGAGCUCCCGGUUUCCCGACCCGACCCUGCCUUGGCGACGUGGGGAUGGGAACGACGGGGCGGCCCGUGAGGCUUACAAGGCUGUCAUGCUCAUCACUUACACCGAACCCCAAAAUCCGGAAUACCACUCGUUUCUCCAGGACAUCAAACGAACCUCCCAGGAGCAGUUUAACUUCACCAUGGAAGACGGACUGGAAGAUUUCAUCGUGGGGGCUUUUUACGACGGGGUCAUGCUCUACGGCCAGGCGGUAAAUGAGACGUUGGCGCUGGGCGGCUCUAUCACCGACGGCUUGGCCAUCACGCUCCAGAUGCGUAACCGGACUUUUCAAGGAAUCACGGGGCUCCUGCGGAUCGAUCAGAACGGAGACCGGGAAAUGGAUCACUCCCUCUGGGAUCUGGAUCCGGCCAGCGGAGUGUUUGAGGUCGUGGCCAUUUACAACGGGACCACCAAGAAGAUCGAAACGAUCCCUGGGAAAAAGAUCCACUGGCCAGGCAACGCCGUUCCGAGGGAGGUGCCCUUUUGCGGGUUUGAAAAUGAAAAUCCGCUUUGCCAGAAAGCCUCGUUUUCCUUGCUGGAGAUCUUGGCGCUCGUGAUGACGUUACUCCUGUUUGGCAUCAUCCUCACAGCCUUCUUUGCCUACCGGUGAGU